Molecule: messenger RNA, 2001 nt
Organism: Amoebophrya sp. A120
Lineage: Eukaryota; Dinophyceae; Syndiniales; Amoebophryaceae
Source: the annotation of a GenBank genome assembly
AUGCUGGUGAUUGUGACGGUAAUAUGGGACGACCGCGUCCUGAAGGUCGACGUUAUCAAAUGUAAAAAUGUCUGGGUCUGGAAGAUUCAUGCUGUUUUUGCAUGACUACACAGACAGAAGGUCUGGCAUGGAAGCUCUAGCAUCACAGGUUUCGAGAAGCUUCCGCAAUGCCGAGCCCGCAUGAGAAAUCCCCCAUUUUGGUGACAGAAAGGGGGCAGCUUUUGCUACCUAUGCAUCAGAGAGUUUUCUGUGUUCGAAAAUGCGCAUCAAAAGUUCGGAUCCUUCCAGACCCAGACACUUUUGCAUUUGAUAGACGUAAACACGAAGCGAAAGCAGUCUCACCUGAAGCAAAUCCUCGUCAAAGAGCAUGGCAUGGACAGAAGCUACAAGCUGCUCUUCAAGGUGUCAUAGCAUUUAAUAUCACUGACACUGUUAUUUUGCAACUGAUCAUAUCUCGCUAGCAAUCACUAGUAGUUAAAAAUCUUCAUUCAGUUUUCAUUGCAAAAACUUAAACUUCUAUAACAGGGCAAGGAGCUAGAAGAGAGACCACUGGACGAGCAGGGUGUCGCAGACAAGUCAGAAAUCACAAUAAUAAAACCCACCGGAUUUCAGACCGCAGGAAAGGAGAAGCCAAAGAAACAAGAACUUGGUUACAUGCCGCAGGUACAGCUUCUCAUAGGGCUGACAAGUCGCAGUAUGCAUAUUGGAAAAUUUUCUCUAAAGGGCGGCAUGAAAAUCAAGUGUGAUCGGGAAGUCAGUGAAAGGCAAAGGUUCUUGUUCUAGUGUGUGAUGCAAGGUGGACACAUCCUCAUCCUUAAUACAUGAUUCAAAAUUCGAUAGGUCUUGGUCGAUCUCCAGCAGCAUUUACUGAUGAAUCCCGAGAUCAUGCAGCAGAUGAUGAAUAGUCCGGCGAUGCAGUCUCUGCUGAACGACGAGAAGUUUCUGGAGUCCAUCAUGAAAAUGAAUCCCGCAGUGCGCAUGAGUCUCGAGACCAACCCCGAUUUCUCCGAGAUGCUGCGAGACUCCGAGUUUCAGGAAACGGCGGCGGAGGCGUUCCGCAACCCAAGUACCAUGCGCGAAGUGCUGCAGAGCACGGAGCUGGCGGUCCAGGAACUGAAGUCCGUACCUGGGGGCAUCGAGAUGAUUACUUCCAUGCAUCAACAACUCAACUUGCCAGAAGAAGAGAGCAAAAAAUCCAGCACCUCGGAAGACGAAGAGGAACGAGCAGCCAGGCUCGAAAGGGAGGCGGCGGAAGGGGUAAUGUGGAAGUGGAUCCUGACCAAUAUUUGCAUUUCUUCAGAUUUUUUCUUUAGUCUCGGCAAAAUUGAACAUUGUCAUAGCUCUUGCAGGAGUGGAGAUGCUGAAGCACGCACACGAAAGAAACACAUGGGUCGUGCAAUAAAUGCCGCAAAAAUAUAUCUACUUACUUACAGCUGCCAGCAUGGCACACCGCAUGCGACGCGAACGCCAUGGCAAGUAUGAUGCAAGACCCGAAUUUGCAGCAGCUAAUGGCGCAGUACAUGGAGACCACAGAGCGAGACAACGAGUGCUUCUCCAACCCGGGCUUCGUCGCCUCGCUGUUCCGACCACAGAAUAUGCAGGCCAUUGCCAGUAUGGAAACCGCCAUGAACGCCAUGGUAAAGAGGGACGAAAUUGUUGCAUUUGAAUUUAGUACAUUAGUCGGAGGUAUUACCACUUAUUGCAUACUUCACUGGAAAAGGAUGUUGCUAGUCAUUUCAACGCUACCGUACGACAACGAAACACACCUAGGUUACCGCUAAGCAGCGGGAGGAGAUGAAAGUUACGCCCGGUUCGCAGUUCAACAAAACGUUUGACACGUUUCUCGAGGCGCAGAAAGAGAACCCGGAAACGAAAUACCGAACCCAGCUCACCAAGAUGCGCCACACGGGGUUCACAAACACGGCGAAGUGUAUUUCGGCGCUCGAGGAAACCGGCGGGCAGGUGCAACCUGCGAUCGAGCUGCUGCUAAAGCAAGGCUAA